Molecule: messenger RNA, 273 nt
Organism: Brenthis ino (lesser marbled fritillary)
Lineage: Eukaryota; Metazoa; Arthropoda; Insecta; Lepidoptera; Nymphalidae
Source: the annotation of a GenBank genome assembly
AUGUGCCCGGCACGGAAGAGCGGGAGACUGCAAGGCGGCUCGCGAUCUAAUUCGUGCACGCAUGGCGUUAGCGUUAUCAGUGGAUAUUUUUGGCUACCGCGUGGUGAAGAGUCGCGUGACGCGGCGGUGCGGCGGUCUCGGAGCGCGCGCGACUGGCUGGGCGCCGCUCGCCCCGUGCCAGUCCUACCCCUUGCACCCCGCACCCUAUAUUUGCGCACUGCGCAAUCCCGAUCAGCUGAUUCCCGCCAGGCAAGCUUGCCUUCUUAUCCACUG